GUUCAGGUACUGCUACCCCCAUCAGCAAUAUCGUUUUGAGAAUAACUUCCGGAAUUUUAUGUUAAUCACACGCCUCCGUAUAAUCACGUGACAAGGCUCCUACGGAAAGGGGAUUCCAAGCUGCUUUAGAUUUAGUCCGUGACGUAACUCGGACGGGUAAAUCUCGCGAGGCUACGACUAAGAACGAACUGUAAAAAGCGGUGCCUACAGUGAGGGCCUAAUUUCUAGUGGGAGCUCGCCAUGUCCGGCCCCGUGGUACGAGCAAUGUCCCCCAGAGAAGAGGGAGAACUGGAGGACGGAGAAAUAAGUGAUGACAGCGUUAGACCUGACAGCCCUGUACAUGUCAGGCACAGACCGAGCACUCUCGCCUAUUCUCACCAGCACCGUCCCCGCCCGCAGAGGCUGCCCCACGGCUACAGGCCCAAGGAGCAAUACCGGCCCCCGCUCCGAGUUCAACAGCAGCAGCAAGCAGACAGCAACCAGAGGCUUUCCUUUUGGGAACGCAGCCACGAUACAUUGGGUCGCUUCCGCUCUCGGGGCUGGGCAGGUCGUGCCCGAGGUGGACGGUUCUGGGAUCGGGGCUGGAGAGACAGAGUGGCGAAACCUAGUGGGCAAAGGCCAAGUAGCAGUUCUAGCUGGGGAGAUCCGUCUCCGAGAAAGUCUAAAAAUACUAUAAGAUCACCUAAUAGGAAAACUGGUCAUAUAUCCAGAAAUGAGAACUCUGAAGAAGAAAGUUUUGAAGAUCUCUUAUUAAAAUACAAACAGAUAAAACUUGAGCUUGAAUCAAUUAACAAAGAUGAGAAACUAGCUCUGAGUUUAAAAGAAGAAAUUGUUACCGGUGAAGAUAAUGCGGUUGAAAACACUGUGGAGCCUCUUGUGCAAUUAGAGAAAAAUACUGCUGAGAAUUCUGAAGCCAUAGCUCCUAAAGAUAAGCCCCCAGUGAAGACUUUUCAGGCCUUUGAAAUUAAACCUCUUAGACAGAAACUGAAACUGGUUACAGAGCAAAAGAAACAAAAAGUUGUUGAAGAAACAGUUGAGUCUGGAAUCACGAAUGAUAUCACUAGACCCAGUCAAGAUUCUUCUGCCGUAGAACUAACACUUUCCUGUGAUAGCAAGAUUUCAAAAGAACCAAAGAAACCUGUGGAGGAGGAGGAAGAGUUAUCAGAGCUACAUUUGCGAUUACUUGCUUUACAGUCUGCAAGUAAAAAAUGGCAACAGAAAGAACAACUCGUUAUGAAGGAAAGCAAGGAGAAGCUUACAAAGUCUAAAAUAGAAAUUCAAAAAGAUAAGAAUGUACCAAAUUCUUUAACAAAGAAAAUUAAUAGUCCAGGUUAUGCAGCUAAACAGGAGAUUCGAAGGCAGAGGACAAAAGCAUGGAAAAAGUUGCAGCAACAGAAGGAUGAAGAGCGACGCAAAGUGGAGGAGGAGGAAAGAAAAAAACAAGCUGAGGAGGAGGAACGUAAAAAGAGAGAAGAAGAAAUUCGAAAGAUUAGAGAUUUGUCAAAUCAAGAAGAACAAUAUAAUCGUUUCAUGAAGCUUGUGGGAGACAAAGCCCGACGUAGCAAAUCUUUAGAUGCAGAUCAAAGGCGACCUGAAAAGCAGUGUGCAGAGAGUGCCGGAGGAAUCUAUCAGUAUGAUAACUAUGAGGAAGUUGCAAUGGACACAGAUAGCGAACCAAAUUCUCCAGACUCAUCACCUGGACGACUUCCAUAUGAUAGUGAUCAUGUUAUUGGAUCUGUCCCAUCAGUAUUGUGUAUAACCGAACAAUUUCCUUCUGGAAUAUUGCCUUAUGAGUCAAAAAGCAUAUUUCAGGAAGGUGCAAUUUUCAGUGGGUCUUCUGAAAUUUCUGUGCCACCACCUCCACUCCCACCAGAAGAACCUGAGCAGCCCCCAAAACCUCCUUUUGCAGAUGAAGAGGAGGAGGAAGAGAUGCUGCUACGCGAGGAACUGCUAAAGUCUUUAGCAACUAAAAGGGCUUACAGACCAGAGGAGCCUACUAGCAACAGCCACCCUUCCUCACCACCUAUUCUUAACAAUAUUAUGCCUGUGCCAAGGAUUACACUAACAUCGACUAGUAUUAACAGUGCCUCUCAUCGUAAAUCAACUACUCAAAUAGUCAGAGUUCUCAGACCUAUUAGACGUGCAAUAAAGCUUCCAAAACAUAAGUCAGUAGUUGUGACACUAAAUGCUUCAGAUGACAGUGAAUCUGAUGGGGAACCAUUUGACACAAGUCGGAGUGUUUUUGGAGGACUUGAGUCCAUGAUCAAAGAGGCAAGAAGAACAGCAGAGGCUUCCAUGCCAAAAACACAAUCAAAAUCUGAAAAAGAAAACGAUCCCAUGAGGACACCAGAUGCACUACCUGAUGAUAAAAAGAUUGAAUACAGACUACUAAAAGAAGAGAUCGCCAGUCGAGAGAAGCAGAAACUCUUAAAAUGUGACCAGUCCAAAGGGUCUUCAUCUCCAACUAACUCUGACAUGGAAACAGAAGGAAGUAAAAAAACAGUAGUUAAUCCAAAGAUUUUGGAAGCUGAAACAAAACAUAGGCGACACAUGGUUCUGUUACUGAAAGAUGAGUCUGUCCUUAAACAUCUCUUGCAGCAAGAGGUAAAGAAAAAAGAAUCUAUCAAAACAGCAGAGCUUAAGAUUACCAGACUUACUGAGCAGAUGCAAGUAACGGAAAAGGUCCUUAAUGCAAAUCGAACGUUUCUUAAGAAACUUCAAGAGCAGAUUACCAGAGUGCAGCUUAGAGUUCAGGAAAAGAAGGCCCUUGCAUUGAAAUAUAGUGAGGAGCUUGCUCGCACAAAGGCUCUGGUUAGCCAGGAAAUGGGAAAGCGAAAACUGGAGCAGAAAACAACUGGCGCAAAUAAAAUCUUCAAACAUGAUAAUCUAGCAGCCAGUCCUGUUAGGCAGUCUGCUGAGGCAAUUGCUAAAGAAAAGAAGCGCUUGCAGCUACUGGAGCAGGAAUAUGCCCUCAAGAUUCAAAAACUGAAAGAAAUGCAGGCCAAGAAAUUCAAAGAGCAGGCCGUUCACCACCAGCCUGUGAUAGACGAAGCACCUGAAUUUGUUCUUCCACAGCCUUCGCUCCUUGACCUUUCACAGGACAAAAUAACCCUUGAUGCUGAGGAGAAUGAUGCCGAAGAUGAAGAGUUGGCUGUGUGUGUUAAGGAGAGGAGAAGGUCAUUUAGAGACAACUCUAUUACAAAACCAAAUCUGAAGCACACUGAUCAUACUCCCAAUAAGGACACAUCUAAUAAGCCUUCCAAAAUGACUGCAGAAAGUUCAGAACUUUUCUUAGGAUUCAAAGUUGAGGAUCUGAAAAACCUUUACUCCAGCUCCCAUAACUUGGAAGAACUGCUUUUGCAAUCGAGUGAACUAAUUUUGCCUCAGGACAAAUGUGCCUCAGGGAAGGAAAUACCUGUGGAUGUGGAUAUAUUUUCUGCAAAGCAGACAGACACUAGGCCAUUGCCAUUUGGACAAUAUAAAAGUCCCCUUCUCGUGUUUAAAUCCUACAGAUUUAGUCCAUAUUUUCGAACAAAAGAGAAGCUGCUUCUGAGCUCUGUAUCCUACAGCAAUAUGAUUGAGCCCAAAAACUUUUUUUGCCGUUUUGAUCUUACUGGCACAUGUAAUGAUGACGAUUGUCAAUGGCAACAUAUGCGGGAUUGUACACUCAGCAGGAAGCAACUUUUUCAGGAUAUCCUCUCGUAUAACCUAGACCUGAUUGGGUGCUCUGAGAAGAGCACAGAUGAAGAAAUUGACAUUGCUACCGAGAAAUAUGUUGACAAAGUUUUUGGUGUUAAUCGGGAUCGAAUGUCAAUGGACCAGAUGUCUGUUUUGCUUGUCAGUUAUGUCAACGAAAGCACCAAGCACAUGCCACCUCAUACCACCUAUAAAGAGAAAAGAAAAUGGAGGCCAAUGUACUGGAGAAAACCCAUUUCCGACAGUAGCAGCAGCGAUGAGGAGGAUAACUUAAAAACCGAUAGUACUGCACGUUCAUCAAAUUUCAAAGGUAGCGUGCCCACAGAAGAUGCUGUUGUCACUCCAGAUGAUGUCAGGUAUUUCACUAAUGAGACCGAUAACAUUUUUAACCUGGAAGCAAGCGUGCUUGAAAAUCCUCAGGAUAUCCAGCUUUGGAUCAAGCUGGCAUACAAAUGCUUGCACCAGAGUGAAAGCACUUCUUCAGAGUGUUUAGACUCAUCAUUGAAUGUGCUAUCCCGUGGACUAGAACAUAACAGAGAAAAUUCAGAGAUCUGGUGUCAUUACCUUAAACUGUUUUCUAAAAGGAGUUCUAGAGAAGAAGUGCAAGAGAUGUGUGAAACUGCUGUUGAGUAUGCUUCAUCAUAUGACAUUUGGUGGACUUAUUUAAGUUUGGAAAAUACCUUUGAUGGAAAGGAUUCUGUAUGUAGCAGAACACUGCAGUACCUGAUGAACAGGGUAGAGGAGGAAAAAAAGUCAGACCUGCUGUCUUUGCAGCUUUUAGAAACAUUGCUCUAUCGGGUUCAUCUAAGUCUGAUCACAGGAAGGCUGCAAAAUGCUCUUGCUCUUUUUCAGAAUGCUUUAAAGUGUCCUAACAAGAAGAGUAUAGCAGAUCACCUUACCCUGCAGGAUCGCUGCUUGGCAUGGCUUUCUUACAUUCACCUUAUGGAGUUCAGUAGUCUACCUGCUAAAUUCUAUGAACCAACACAUACAAACCCUUCAAGAAUAGUUAACAAGGAACCAUUUUUAAUACCUUGGCUGAAUUCCCAAAGUGUGACGACUGAUCCUGCCAUGCUGCUUGCUGUUUUUGAAGCUGCCGUGUCAUCUUGCUGUGAUGAAAACUUGACAGCCGCUGAAGGAAUAGAAAUUUGUCUACCUCUUUAUAAGAAUAUGAUUAUGUUAUAUCUUCUGCUCAGCAGGCAUGAUGAAGCAGUUGAGCUAUGUAUGCAGCUUCUGCAGUCUUCUAUGGGUAACACUGACAUAUUGGAAGCUUUAUGCACUGUGUACUUGAAGAUGGCACAAGUUGAGAAAGCUAUGGAUGUUUGGAUCACUGCAUUCAAAAAUAACAAACAGAAUCCUAAGGUUUUCUACUAUACCUGCAAGUUCCUAGUUUCACAUAAUCACCUACAACAUAUGCCCUCCAUCAUGAAAGAUUUUGUUUUGUCAUUCUUUGAUACCUUUGAUGAGGAACAUAACCCUACAUACCUCCUGAGGUACCUCCUAAAUUUUUCACUUCCUCUAAAUUUCAAAGCUCCAGUAGUAAAGGCAUCUUUUAAUGGUUCAGCACUGCAAAUUCCAUACAUCUGGCUUGUAUUUUGUUUAUGGCAGUCUGUUCACUCGAGCACUGCAGAGACUAUAGAGGCUUAUGAGGCAGCACUGGGAGCUGUAAUGCAACAGGAGGUGCUCCAGAAUCUUUGGAUGGAUUAUCUUAUUUUUACUAACAGAAAAAUUAUGGAAGCCAAAAAUAAGGUUCAAGAAGCUAAACAUUUUUCGGAUUUAGUUAACAGAUGUCUGAUGACUGUUCCUACAAGGCAUCUCAUUCCUUUUAGCACAUCAGAUUACUGGACCAGCUAUGAGUUCCAUAAUUCGGUUAUUUGCUUUUACUUGAGUUGUAUCCCAAAGGCGCAGCAUUCAAAAAUUUUGGAUCAACUUUUAACCAUGAUGCCUACAAAUCUUGGACUUGCUCUCAGGGUACUAAAACAAGAAUUGGAGGAGAACAAUAAUGAGAAUGUGAAAAUGCAAUCCAAGAUGUUUACAUAUAAUUUCCCAAUGUGCCUGCCCAUCUGGAAAAUAGCCAUUGCUGUGGAAACUUUUCUAAAAGAACCCAAAGAGGUCCACCAUCUCUAUCAAAGAGCCCUGCAGAAGAUGCCUCUAUGUGCUGCCCUAUGGAAAGAUCAACUCUUGUUUGAAGCAUCAGGAGGAGGUAAAACAGAUAACCUGAGAAAACUAGUUUCCAAGUGCCAAGAGGUUGGAGUCAGCCUAGAUGAGCUCUUAAAUAUAAACACAGAAAGCAGGAGUCGCUGAACAAUGUGCAGUCAGGCCAAAGUCUUAUUUUUAAAUGCCAGAUUGAUAAGGAUUAGCAUCCCAAGUGUUUGCAAGGCAGUACUGCCACGGCUCAAGGGUGUUAUGGUAACCCAGAAUAUAGAUACUGCCAUGUUCAAACUGGAGAAAUGAAUUCGGCCUGCUUCUGGGCCCAACAAGAUUCUUUGCAUCAUAUACGUAAGUAUAGUUCAUCAGUGACUGCUGUUUUAUUGUUUCUGUCUGUGUUUAUUCUCCUCCCUACCCCAUCCAUUUAUUUUGAAAAAACCCCUUUUGUUGUGCUGUUCCUAACUUGCUUGACUCUCUCUCACUGAUGCCUGUGAGACCCCUGUGUCUGGUGUAAAUUACAGAGCCUGCUGUUUACACUACAAGAGCAAUCAGUCUCUCAUUCAAAAUGAUUCAGAAUUUGGUCAGUUCACAUUUUAAAAACAACAAGGGCGGGAUAUUAAACAUACAUUACUAUCAUUGUAGAUAAAGUAAAGAGCAGCAGGUCGGAAGCGAAACCUCUCUGCUAAGGCCGUCCGUCUGCUAAUUGCACUUGAGGGUUGUUUUUUUCCCCAUCCCUAUUUAUUUUAUUUUGUUUCACAUUUCUACAUUUUGGACUCAGCUGAGACUGUUAAACUUGAAGAUAUUGCAAAUGCUAGUGCAUCAGAACUGAAGAGUGGUCAAUUACAAUGUGCAAUUAUUUUCUUUGUCAAGUUUAAUUUAUAAUAAAGUUUAACAGUUUAAAGUACAGUAUAUAAUGAAAAUGUUUUGUAUUAUAAUACUACCGUGUGUAGUAUUAAAACUGUUUAUACAAUAUUUUAAAUAUAACUA
Messenger RNA from Xenopus tropicalis (tropical clawed frog), 6828 nucleotides. RefSeq names its product zinc finger, C3H1-type containing (gene zfc3h1). Gene Ontology annotation, cellular component: nucleus. The transcript has 35 exons. Lineage: Eukaryota; Metazoa; Chordata; Amphibia; Anura; Pipidae. Gene Ontology annotation, biological process: DNA repair; RNA processing; chromatin organization. The record is from RefSeq and is a predicted model, not a curated record. Bases 241 to 5997 code for a protein of 1918 amino acids. Gene Ontology annotation, molecular function: DNA binding.